AUGAUCAUGCCGCAGGCCGGUAUCAAAGGCCCUAGAGCAUGGCUCGUUGCCAUCACUCUGAUCUGGUUCUGGGCAGCUGUCGUCUACGAAUAUCCGAAUUUGAUCCCCUUCGACGGCGCAGCGCGGAUCCAAACACUGACAUACCCCUCGGGCGAGUCCGCAAGGCCCGCGUCCUCGCCCGACGUCGCCCCGGCCCAUCUCCUUGGGCAAGAGGCCAUCAGUGCAGUAUGCAAUCGAACAGCCUGGAACGACAGCCUGGUUUUCACAUGCAACGAGUCGUACGGUGGUGUUGGGAACAUCCGCAACUCUAUUCUGAACUGCGUUCGCUAUGCUAUCCAAGCCGGGGCGAGCCUUGUCCUCCCGCGGAUUGUGCUCCGGUCCGCUGAAGAUAUUGGUACCAUUGAGACUGGCCAGACGGCAGACUUCUCAUAUAUGUUUGACACGCCUCAUUUCUUGGGGUCCAUGUCGCUUUACUGUCCGCAAUCAAAGGUUUAUAACACGAUCGAGGAUGCCAGGGAUGGUCUGGAAGAAAAGGACGGCUUGAUUCUGAGUCUCAAACCUGAGUCCCUUGUCGAGGGUGGCGUCCCGCGGACUGGCAUUCCAGAUCCCGGUGCCUGGCGUGGACAAUUUUACUCAUGGUUGGACACGCAGAUCGCCACCGCAGGGAAGGGCAUACCAAGCUUCGUCAUCGUGAACCUACAGCGUUCAUACAUGACAUACCCGAUCUACUCAGACGGCGAGGCCUUCGCCCAUACAUUCGCCUCCGUCCUCCAAUUUCGCAACGACACCCGCGCCCUGGCCACCAAAGUGCUCUCCUCCCUGGCAGAGCGGUUCUCGCUCGACGUCGACCUGCAAGACGACAUCCUCCCGAAUGCAUUCUUCGGCGUCCACCUGCGCACCGAGGCCGAUUCCAAGAAGGCGUGGGAGAGCGCGGGCGACUACUGGUUCUACUCGCACUACAGGAACCAGGUCAAGGUCUACCUGGAGCAGGCACCACGAUCGAACCCGGCUGCCAUAUACAUUGCGUCUGGGGACCCUGCUGAGAUAGCCCGCCUCUCUGCCGAUGCAGCCAAGGUGCCCGCGCCGCACAACUACCCGGUCGUGAGCAAGGUGGACCUCCUGAACGGGACUGAUCUGGACGAGCUGCGCGCCCUGACCUUCGACCAGCAGGCGCUCGUCGACUACCUCGUGUUACUGAAGGGGUCCGACUUUGCUGGCGUGGCGCACUCGAGCUUUGCUUGGAGUAUUGCGCUGAAAAGGCACCAGUUUGCAAAGAAAGUUGGGAAUUUCUUGGACGCCCCUGAGAUGCUGGAUGAUGAUCUAAGUAAAGUGUAUGGCACAGUGAAGGAUUUUGAGGAUUAUCCCAAUGUUCUGUGGCCUCGCAGGUAA
Messenger RNA from Diaporthe citri, 1389 nucleotides. RefSeq lists its product as uncharacterized. Bases 1 to 1389 code for a protein of 462 amino acids. Lineage: Eukaryota; Fungi; Ascomycota; Sordariomycetes; Diaporthales; Diaporthaceae. The record is from RefSeq and is a predicted model, not a curated record. The transcript has a single exon.